Molecule: messenger RNA, 1216 nt
Organism: Oncorhynchus tshawytscha (Chinook salmon)
Lineage: Eukaryota; Metazoa; Chordata; Actinopteri; Salmoniformes; Salmonidae
Product: PDZ domain-containing protein 11-like
Exons: 6
Coding region: 291-719 (142 amino acids)
Biological process (GO): maintenance of epithelial cell apical/basal polarity; protein localization to basolateral plasma membrane; neurotransmitter secretion
Cellular component (GO): synapse; cell-cell junction; basolateral plasma membrane
Molecular function (GO): protein binding
Source: RefSeq, a predicted model, not a curated record
UUGAGUUAGUGUUUGUUUGUAGGCUAUUUAAGGGCACUAGGCCCGCUGGGUAUUUGUGCGGGCUUGUUCUCUGUUAUUUUGGUGUUGGUGUAUAAGUGUAUUCUCAUUAUUUUCCGGACAGUUUUAGUCCUGUGUAUUUUGGACGGGUGGUUUCUUACGCCCUAGUGUUGGCAUGUCCAUGUCUCCGCUGUCGUUGGAAUAAAUAGAUUCACGUACGAUAUUACCUGCUCUCUGCGUUUGACUCCUCCACCGCACCAUCUGUAGAAGUCGUAACAGGAGGUUUUGAAACCAUGGACCAAAAGAUCCCAUAUGAUGACUACCAACUACCUGUGGUCUUUUUACCUUCUUAUGAGAGUCCCCCAGCAUGGAUAGCCCCUCAGGAGCGGAUCCACCAUCCUGAGUACAACAACGAGCUGACCCAGUUCCUGCCACGCACCAUUGUGUUGAAGAAACCUCCAGGGGCACAGCUAGGCUUCAACAUCCGUGGGGGAAAGGCCUCCCAGCUGGGCAUCUUCAUCUCCAAGGUGGUCCCAGAUUCGGACGCCCACAGGGCAGGGCUCCAGGAGGGAGAUCAGGUGCUGUCUGUCAAUGAGGCGGACUUCCAGGACAUAGAGCACUCGAGGGCUGUAGAGAUUCUGAAGACUGCCAGGGAGAUUCUGAUGAGGUUGCGCUUCUUUCCCUACAACUACCAGAGACAGAAGGAGAGGACUGUGCACUAGGUGACAGAAAGGUUCCACGGGAGAGUGAGAAACAGUAUGGUUACAUGCACACAAUAAUAUGAUUAUUGUGGAUAGUAAGGUUAAUAUAAUAGUUCAUUUAAAAUGUUUACAUGCUUUGCAAGAAUAGCAAUGUCCCAAAUAAUCCUGUUUACAUGAACACAUCUGAAAUCAGGCUACCUGAUGGGACUUUUGAGAAAUAAAGAAAAUCGGCAAUCAAAAUAAAACCUACCACAGUGACCAUGUUAUUUUUACGAAGACUAUUUGAUUUGGAGUUCGGAUAUGUAACGUUUGUGUAUGUCAAAACUAUUUCUAAAAUGAAUACUUUCAGUUUUUCUGAACUCACUUCACUCGCGCAUAAGAGGGGGACUUGCGCUUCCGGUGCUGGCACAUGCACAGAUCAAAUACAUGUCAUAAUAAUUAGAAAGCUUACUCAGAAAACCAGGUGUUUUAUUAUUAUUAUAAUACUUUGUUUAUAUAUACAGUACCAGUCAAAAGUU